CAAGGUUGCUAUGACUAGAGCUGCUCUUUUGCCUUCCUCAAGACCAACUAUUGAGCUUUUCAGCAAAACCGAGAGAAACGACCCUACUGCCCUUUACGCUCACUUGUUGCCUUCUUUGUUACAAACUAGCUUGAUAAGCACAGGUGUUAGUCUCGUCAGCUCUGGCUUCCUCGCUCUCUUGCCUCCUGACAGCUACUUCGGUUUACCAGUCAGAUUUGCUAGUAUCGUCGUAAACCUCACCCAAUCGCUCGUCAUGGCUAGAUUAUGUGCUCAAUACGUUGGCAAGGAUGAAGAAACCGUCCAAAGCCAUACAAGGGUUGGUUUGAAUGCUUCAAAACAAUCGUCAAAGAAGAAGGAUGGUGGUUUGCCAGUUGGGUCACAAUCAACUCAGCUCUCGGUCUUGGUAUGGUUGAAGUGCUCACCCAGACCCAAGAAGCUGCUCAAUAAAGGAUUAAGGACGUGUAAUAGAAUAUAAAUACAACAAUAACUGAAUCUUCUCUCUAUAAGUAUUUUCUCGCCGAUUUCACGAGUUUGUCUUGAAAUCCUGGCGCUCUGAUAGCAUCGGUUGAGGUGUAGAAUGGAUUUAAGAGUGUCUUGAGAUACGCUUCCCAGCAUUCUUGGAAGAACAGGCGAAUGUUAUCGUCGUUCUUGACUUGAUGCAGCAAAACAAAUCGUGUACUAGAAGGCGUUACAAAAGCUGAAAUAGACCAUCCGUUGAACUUGUCGACGCAUUUGUGAUACAUAUUGUUCGAUUUACUCUGUACAUCCUCGAUGACGUCCAGCGAAGCAUGUGCAACUAGAUCCAUUACAUCUUGGUGGAAUUCGCCCCCCUGUUCGCCAUUCAUAGGCAAGCUCGUACGUCUGUUGUGUGUACCGACCAACGCAGAUAUCAUAUCGUUGAACGUCGGUGAUGCUGCGUUCGCUGGGCUACUAAGUGGUUCAGCGGAGGUCGUAAAGCGAGUGGAAGUGUAUGUAUCCUUAAAAAUCGGCGUAUCCUCGUGGUUAAG
Wallemia mellicola CBS 633.66 is the source of this 1007-nucleotide messenger RNA. RefSeq lists its product as hypothetical. Lineage: Eukaryota; Fungi; Basidiomycota; Wallemiomycetes; Wallemiales; Wallemiaceae. The transcript is spliced from 6 exons. Bases 11 to 475 code for a protein of 154 amino acids. The record is from RefSeq and is a predicted model, not a curated record.